UGGAAUAACAUGGUACAACUUGGCCAGAGAUUAUAUAAUUCAUGCAAAUAAUCAACUAGUUCCUCACUUCAGAUGAAAUGGAUUGUUAAUUUAUUGUUAAUAUAGAAGAAAGUUUUAAAAUAUAUAUCAUGAUUGCCAAAUUAUAUCAGUGGUUGAUAGCUGGAAGUAUACUUCUAUCAAUAUGGUUAGCUUUAUUAGUAGACUAUGUACAAUCUGAUAUGAUUAGUCAAAAUAAAUAUACUAUUUUUAUGAUCCCUAUUUACCUAGCUGUGGCUUUUGCUGUUUAUUCUGCAGCGGUAGUUGGUUACAGGGUGGCAACGUUUAAUAAUUGUGAUGAAGCAGCUGUAGAGCUACAACAGCAAAUAAAAGAAGCUAGGGAAGAUUUAAAAAAGAAAGGAUUUGUUUUUACUGAAAGGUGACAACACAAUAUAAAUAAUGUUGAUCAUGUACAUUCUAUGUUGGGCUUAUUAAAUAUUCUGUUAUUUUA
Messenger RNA from Lottia gigantea (owl limpet), 487 nucleotides. RefSeq lists its product as hypothetical. Gene Ontology annotation, biological process: GPI anchor biosynthetic process. The record is from RefSeq and is a predicted model, not a curated record. The transcript has 6 exons. Gene Ontology annotation, cellular component: endoplasmic reticulum membrane; dolichol-phosphate-mannose synthase complex. The coding region runs from base 129 to 419 and encodes 96 amino acids. Lineage: Eukaryota; Metazoa; Mollusca; Gastropoda; Lottiidae.